Molecule: messenger RNA, 2238 nt
Organism: Loxodonta africana (African savanna elephant)
Lineage: Eukaryota; Metazoa; Chordata; Mammalia; Proboscidea; Elephantidae
Product: protein FAM184B-like
Exons: 5
Coding region: 93-806 (237 amino acids)
Source: RefSeq, a predicted model, not a curated record
CCCACGGGUGCCCUCAGAUUCAUACCCUACGCCCACCCAGGGACUCCCAAGCUGAGCUGCCCAUCAGGGUGGAGAACAGACCCCAGUGCCCAAUGGGUGGGGACCCUGGAGCAGGGGCAAGCUGUGGCCCUGCCAUCCGCAGGUUGCUGGAAGAGGAUCAGCAAGCCCAGCUGGCCCGGGAGGUGGAGGCACUACGCCAAGAACACCGGAAGGAGAUGCAUACCAUGGUGGCCAACUUCAGCAGUGCCCAGGCCAGGCUGCAGUCCCAGCUGGCUGCCCUGGAGACUGAACUCAAGGAUUCCGGAGAGAAGCUGGGGAAGGGCGCCUCCAGGCCCGAGGACCUUCAGCUCAUAGGCCGCCUGCAGAGCCGCCUGAAGGAGAGAGAGGACAUCAUCAAGCAGCUCAUGGAGGAGAGACGGCUCCACUACGCAGCGUUCCCUAGCACCAUGUCCCACCGGAAUCGGUCCUUCUCCUUCCAUCCUCAUCCGGGGUAUUUGACCCCUUCUGUGAAGAAGAAGAAGAUGGAGGAGGUGCCCAGCCGCGUGGUCAGCGUGCCAAACCUUGCCUCCUACGCAAAGAACUUUCUGAGUGGCGAUUUGAGCUCCAGGAUCAACGCCCCUCCAAUAACCAAGUCACCCAGCCUGGACCCGAACCCUGGCUGUGGCCGGCCUUACAAACCCACCCAGUCUCUAGAUGCUAAAACUGCCUCAAGGACACAGGAAGGUGAAACAGCCCAGCCCAAAGAAGCCCAGCAGAAACAAGGCUCUGUCCACCAGGAAUGGUUUACCAAGUACUUUUCUUUCUAAAUGGAUCCUUGGGAUACAUCACAAAGAGGACAUUUGAAACACGUUUCUUUCUUUUAAAAAGGACAUUUGACUGAGGAAAUGAAUUGAAAAACCACCCAACCAAAUAACUUGCUUGUAACAUCAUUUAUAUAUGAAUGGCAGCUGAAACAAAAAUUGGCAUUCACAUUUCAUACUGUUUCAUUGUGGCACCAGGUCAUUUAAAAAAACAAAAUUCCUUGGCAUUAAGAUAUAGCAAGCCAGCGUUAUCAACAAGCACCCGUAAAAAAAUAUUACUAAUGACCUAUGUGUUGUAUUUCUAGUGUCCAUGAAACCAUAGUCUGUUUUGCAGCUGAUCGGAUUUGUGAUUUCCAUGGUGUACUUUUAAAAGCGCUCUCAUUUUUCCUAAGGCUGCUAGUCACCACUGCCACUUGUAAAGUUAUUCCAGUGUAAAAUGACACAAUUAAAAAGAUGCACAUCCAACCUCAGUAGGAAGAGGAAUAAAACAAAGUGUAAAAUAACCAGGAAAGCCAAUGCAGAACUACUUGGCAUGGACUGCAAGAGACCCUUGGCACGCUUAGAUGGAGCAGCGUGACUCUAGGGUCCACCACAGGUAGUAGAUUACACAUGGGCUAACGCCUACCUCGGAAACCCUGGUGGCGUAGUGGUUAAGUACUACGGCUGCUAACCAAAAGGUCGGCAGUUCAAAUCCACCUGGCGCUCCUUGGAAACUCAACAGGGCAGUUCUACUCUGACCUGUGGGGUCGCUAUGAGUUGGAAUCAACUCGACAGCAGUGGGUUUGGUUUGGUAACACCUACCUCAUGCGAGCUUUGUGAGGAUUCAGCAGAUAUGUGUUAAAGGGUCCUAUCAUGAGUUGGAAUUAAGCCCCACAAGGAUUUUUCUGUGAAUAACCAAGUUCGCCUACCGUACGUCUCAAUUUCAGUGAGUGUAACAACUUGGGAAUUUGUGUGAACGUUUCUACUGUCUGCUCUUUGAAGUGAAGGGUCUGCUGAAUGCCUGGUCUUUGGGUUUGGGCCAUUUGCCUCAUGGUGUUUUGCCCACCCCCGUUGCAUGGACUCCGGGUAGAUUAAGGGAACUGGCAUGGCCCCUCCCAGUGCCGACCGUGCCCUCAGUGCACACUGAAUUCUCUUACCCUCUGACAGAGCGUAAACAUCUGACGAGACUCAGUACAACUCUCAGUGGGCAAAAUAAUUCUCCAUCUUUUGGUGCUGGCCCAGCAGGUGGCCCAUAAAACAGAUGAUUCUUCUGUGCACUGUCCAAUCUUUGCUCCUCAAAUAAAACUUUAAACAACUGCAUAAUACAAAUGUUUGUCACUUGUCUUGCUUUUCCAUAGGAAAGUGCAGUUAGAUGAAGACAAGAGUUUGGGAAUAGGAAGUUCACAUUAAUCUCAUUCAGGUAAUCUUCAAAUAAGAAGUACCUGUUUAUACACUAGAG